AUGGAUUGGAUGGAUCCUCUUUCCAUAUUUUUCCUGCUUGUCCUUACAAUAACACUUCUUUUGAAAAUGGGCAGUUUCUGGAAUGGCAACUGCCAAGAUUUCCCCCCAGGACCGAGACCAUUACCACUUAUUGGAAGUCUCCACCUCCUAGAUCUGAAGAGGCCUCACAUAACCAUGUGCAAGUUAUCCAAACAGUAUGGGCCUGUGCUCAGCCUUCAAAUGGGAACCCAGAAAAUGGUAGUGCUGACAGGAUAUGAGACUGUAAAGGAGGCUUUGGUGAACCAGGCCGAUGCUUUUGCUGGGAGGCCCUCCAUGCCAAUGUUUGAUGAAUUUGUGAACGGCUAUGGUAUUGUUUUCACUAGUGGUGAGAACUGGAGAGUGAUGCGGCGGUUUGCGUUAACCACCUUACGGGACUAUGGAAUGGGCAAGAAGACCAUCGAGGACCAGAUUAUUGAGGAGUGUGGUUUCUUGGUAAAGAGAAUUGCAUCUUACGAAGGAAAACCGUUUGAGAAUACUGCAAGUAUGAAUGGUGCCGUUGCCAAUAUUAUAGUAUCAAUAUUACUUGGCAAACGAUUUGAAUAUGAAGAUCCCACAUUUAUAAGACUGCUGAGCUUGAUCAAUGAAAACGUUCAGCUUUUGGGAAGCCCUUCAGUCCAGCUGUAUAACAUGUUUCCUGCUCUGGGCUUCCUUUUUGGCGCUCGCAAGACUGUCCUGAAUAACAGAAAUGAACUGUUCGCCUUCAUACAGACCACCUUCAUAGAACACCUCAAAGAACUGGAUGAAAACGACCAGAGAAGCUUUAUUGAUUCAUUCCUUAUUCGGCAGCAAGAGGAGAAGGACAAGACUAAUGGGUUUUUCCAUAAUGAAAACCUUAAAGCAGUGGUGGGUAACUUAUUCGGUGCUGGCACAGAGACCACUUCAACGACGCUACGCUGGGGCCUAUUGUUAAUGAUGAAGUACCCUGAAAUUCAGAACAAAGUCCAAGAAGAAAUUGCACGGGUGAUUGGGUCUGCUCAGCCACGGACAGAACACCGUGCAAAAAUGCCAUACACCGAUGCAGUAAUCCAUGAAGUUCAGAGGUUUGGUAAUAUUCUCCCAGCCAACUUGCCACAUGCAACCACUGUGGAUGUCACUUUUAAAGGCUACUCCAUUCCCAAGGGAACUAUUGUCCUCCCAUUGCUGUGCUCUGUGCUGCAAGAUGAAACUCAGUGGGAAAAACCACAUAAAUUCUAUCCGGAGCACUUUCUGGACUCUGAUGGAAAGUUUGUAAAGAGAGACGCAUUCAUGCCUUUCUCUGCAGGUCGGAGAAUGUGUGCAGGAGAAACACUUGCCAAAAUGGAGCUCUUCUUGUUCUUUACAAGUCUCCUCCAGAGAUUCACUUUCCAGCCUGCGCCUGGGAUGUCUAGAGGAGACCUGGACUUUACAUCCUUGGUUGGGUUGACGACGCCUCCAGUGCCUUACAAGUGCUGUGCCUUGUCACGUUCUUAA
Molecule: messenger RNA, 1488 nt
Organism: Euleptes europaea (tarantolino)
Lineage: Eukaryota; Metazoa; Chordata; Lepidosauria; Squamata; Sphaerodactylidae
Product: cytochrome P450 2K4-like
Exons: 9
Coding region: 1-1488 (495 amino acids)
Biological process (GO): xenobiotic metabolic process
Cellular component (GO): intracellular membrane-bounded organelle; cytoplasm
Molecular function (GO): oxidoreductase activity, acting on paired donors, with incorporation or reduction of molecular oxygen, reduced flavin or flavoprotein as one donor, and incorporation of one atom of oxygen; heme binding; iron ion binding
Source: RefSeq, a predicted model, not a curated record